Dufourea novaeangliae is the source of this 2250-nucleotide messenger RNA. It is a transcript of the gene f, whose product is annotated as espin. Gene Ontology annotation, molecular function: actin filament binding. Gene Ontology annotation, cellular component: cytoplasm. NCBI's taxonomy places the organism in Eukaryota, Metazoa, Arthropoda, Insecta, Hymenoptera, Halictidae. Bases 13 to 2250 code for a protein of 745 amino acids. Gene Ontology annotation, biological process: actin filament bundle assembly. The record is from RefSeq and is a predicted model, not a curated record. The transcript has 11 exons.
GUCAUCGUCAGAAUGGCCAGGGAUCGUUCUGGUUCGGACUAUUCGGAGAACAUGAGCGACGCCACCACCUGCAGUUGCACCACGAAUUCCAUCGACAAGUGUUCGUUACGAGGCUGCGGCAUGUUCCAAGAGCCGUUCUUCCUGCACCCUCCUGGGUCCAGGCCACGGGACGGUAUCUACAUAAAUCCUAUGAGCGCGUACAUCGGCGAGCCAGCCGCGAAACAAAAGGACACCACAGCUACCGGUGCAGAGUCCUUCUAUCUUCACAGUCCCCACGAUCUCGUCUACACCAGAAUCACACGGCUGUUCACCGACACGGAGAACAAGCAUCGGCACCUGGAGAGGAAAGAGGAAACUUUGACCGUGAAAGUGGACGUGCACGUCAACAACGGUGUUACCGAGCGACCGUCCAGCGGGAACUGUUACGCGGCCAAGCCCGAACAAACCGUUCGCGAGCAGACGGAACACGCGUACGAGCAGAUCUGCCCGCGACAGGAACCGGAACCCGGUGGCACGACCGUUCAAAAACGAUUGUCCGACAACCCAUCCGAUGGCAGUCGUUCCCGUAAGACCGAUCGAAGAUUCAGUCGAUCGAGCAGCGCGAGCGAGUCGUCGAACCUCAGCAGCAACGAGGUGCCUUGCUUCUCGUCCAGCGCUUCGACACCGUCGCUCUCGCGGCACAGCAGCAACGAACGAAUCGGCAAGACGGCGAAGAUCGGCACCGAAUCGUCGCACGAGAAAAAAGACUGCACCGGCUCGCAAGUAGAAAGCGAAAAGGAAGUUAAACCGGCUGGCACCGGAGCUAGUUUCGCGAAACCGCCCCCGCCACCACCGCCGCCACCGCCACCGGACAGGGAGGACGUGGUUGUGCUCGUGGUGAACUCGAAGCAGACAACGGACGCAACUACGCGCGACGGGAAAAAGGACGACGAGGCGAACAGGGAUGGAAAGAUCGAAAACGGGCCGAUUGCCACUUUAGCGACCAACAAGUCCGACGUAUCCUGCGGCGAGCAUCAACAGCCGGAAGUGGCCGGGUCUGCCAGUCCAACGGCGGACACCGAGGAAAUUAAGGCGAUCCAAACGGCCCAUCUGGUGAACAGGCACAUGGUGCUGCCGUUUAUACCGCCGCAGUUCGCGAACGCGGACUCGAACACGUUACUGAAGCCGUCCGAGUAUCUCAAGAGCAUCUGUAAAACCACAUCGAAGAGCAGUAGUCUGUCGAAGGCAAGGUCGGUGGACAAUUUGGAUAUACAGAGCAGAGGGGAUCGACGGGAGACGAUCGCAACGGCGGAUGAGGAACAAACGGAGGAGGAAGUGGCGGUAGCAGAGGGCGAUCGAGGCGGAGAUAAGGAUAAAGAGACGACUUCGGGACCGCCACCGCCGCCACUGUCGCCACUGCAACGAUCGCGACGAAACGGCGAGGAGCCCGGUACCGGAAACGGGUCCGGUACCGGUAACGGGACCACCGAGCUCGAUCAAUCGAACGCUAGAAACUCGCAACCACUCGCGACCAUCAGUAUCCAAGACCUGACGAGCAUACAGCUACGCAGAACCACGGCGAAAAUGAACGCUACCAAAACGUUCAACGCUCCACCGCCACGCAGUGUGUCCAUGACUAACGUUUCAGAGCCGUUCUUCGUUCAAAAGACGGAUUUAAUCGCGGAAUUGAAAAAGACUAAAGAUAUUCCGGGGAUCAAGAAGAUGAAGGUUGAAAUGGCCCAGGUCGAGAAGACGCAGGAGCAGAAUCUCAUGUCGGAGAUCAGUAAGGCGUUCAGCGUUUCGAAUUUCGUAGAUCAGAUUCCCGAGAAGGACAGUUCCGGGAACCUGAUACCGAUAUGGAAGCGUCAAAUGCUCGCCCGGAAAGCGGCCGAACGCGCGAAGAAGGAACUGGAGGAGCAAAUAGCCAGGGAGAACGAGGAGAGACGGCAGAAAGCGAUUCCUGCGUGGAAGAGGCAACUCCUCGCCAAAAAGGAUCACGAGGAGAAAAGACUGAACCACGCGCAAACGUUGCCGCCCGCAAAGGUGGACGUGGUGCCGAUGUCCCAGAAACGGGACGCCUCGCCGUCCGCGACAAAUCGCCAGGAGGAACCGUCCGAACCCGAGGAGAAGAAAAACGACGCAACCACAAGCCCCCCUGGGAAUCGCGUUGCCCAAGCGAAUGAUCCAGAGGACGAAGAAGACAACGCACAGAUCAUACCGUGGCGAGCACAGCUCCGAAAAACGAACAGCAAACUGAACAUCCUGGACUGA